GCGCGUUCUACGUCUCUCGCGUUACAUCAGUUAGAAGUUUGCUGUACAGUUCAUAUUACUUGUUGGCUUACCUGAAGGACGCUACCGAAUAAGCAGCAGUAUAAAAGUAGAUUCUGGGUCAUAAAACAAAAUGGAACUUUGUACCAAUCCUAGUUUAGUAAUCCCAUAUGGAUCUCAUUCUUCAGGACAGUGUGGUUAUUGUAAAAAUAGUUCUGACGACAAAAAGACUAAUUGGGGUAUGAUGGCUGAACGACUUACUGUUUCAGAUUAUCAAUAUAUGAUCGAUCGAGGAUGGCGUCGAUCAGGUACUUACUGUUAUAAACCUUUAAAUGAUAUUACUUGUUGUCCAUCAUAUACUAUUCGAUGUGAUGCAUUACAUUUCCAUUUAAAGAAAUCACAUAAAAGAGUGUUGAAAAAUAUGUACAAUUUUUUAAAGUUUGGACAGUUACCUCAUGAAAAAACAUCUCAUCAAAAAGAGGAUCUUAAUAAUCUUAGAACGGAUGAUCAUCGUAUGUUUGUUCCUGAGGAAAAAUCGAUGCCUGUUUUGUCAUUUAAAAAUGUCGCCGCAGUUCAACAAAAUGAAGAGAAAACUAAAAGCCAAACAAAUAUAUAUCAAACAGAUUGUUUCGGCGAUAAAAUAUCAUCAUCAACAGAAAACGCCCCUAGUACACCACAUUAUACAUUAAAUACAUCAAAUGAUAGUAAUAAUAAUAAUGUGGAAUUUCAAAGUAUUCAUUCAGGUGAUAAAAUUCAAAGUUCAUCGUCGCAUGGAAGUCACAAAAUGAAAGCUCAUCUUCGUCGUUGGAUAGCUAAACAAGAACAUUUACGUCAUAGAAGCCUAAAAGAAAAUCGUUCAUUUAAAAUUUUACUUCAGGAGUACUAUGAAAGACGUCAGAAACGUCUAGAUAAAAAUAAACCAAAGCAAGUCGAAGAUUUUCUACAAUCUGAACCAAACAAAGGAGAAGGAAAGCACUUUAUCGAAAUUCGUUUAAUACGCACAUCUUCACCAACAGAUAUCGAUUAUGAAUCUCGUAUAAAAUUAUCUCAUAGAAUUUAUGAACAAUAUCAAAUUCAUAUACAUAAAGAUGAGAAAGAAGAUUGUACUUGGGAGAAAUUUCAACGUUUCUUAGUUAAAUCUCCAUUAGUAUUGGACGAUUUUGAAUGGAAUUCAACUUCACCAAUGUUUGGUUCUUAUCAUCAACAAUAUUGGCUUGAUGGUGAAAAAUUAAUUGCUGUCGGUGUUAUCGAUCUACUUCCACGAUGUCUUUCAUCUGUUUAUGUUUUCUAUGAUCCGAACUAUUCAUUUCUUCAUCUUGGUACAUAUACUGCUUUACGUGAAAUUGCAUUUGUUCGUUAUUUAUCUAAUACUUAUGGUUUAAAUUCAAUUCAAUCCGAUGUAUUAUAUCAAAAUUUUAAUUCAUAUUAUAUGGGUUAUUAUAUUCAUUCAUGUUGUAAAAUGUCAUAUAAAUCACAAUAUGGUCCUGCUUAUUUAGCAUGUUCUGAAACCUAUAAUUGGAUACCUAUUAAUCAUUGUAUACAAUUAUUAAAUCAAUUAAAAUUAAAUAAUCAUUAUACAAGAUUUUCAUCUCUAUCUUCAAUUGAUAUAAAUUCAAUUCCUGUUACUAUGGAUAUAGAUACAUUAGAUUCACAUAUUUAUUUUUAUAUAAAGUACAAUGAUAAUACAUUGUCGUCGUCGUCAUCGUCGAAAACAAUCAGCAGUAAAGAAGAUUUCAUGAAUCAUACACCAGUAUCUCUUUAUAAUUUACGUUCAUAUUUAAAUAAACAAGUUAUUCCUAUAUUUCGUGAAUGGGCUAAAUUAUUAGGUAAACGUGUAUUAUCUGGACAUUUUCAAAUUAUUAUACAUUCGAAUUAAUAAUAAUAAUAUGGUGAUGAUGAUGAUGAUGAUAAUGGUUACCAUGGUGAUCACAACUAAUGUGAAGAAUAAAUAGACAAUAAUACUUGGUAAGGAUUAUGUUUGAUAAUUAUUUAUUUAUUUAUUAUUAUUAUUGUUGCUACUUAAUUAAUAUUUUUUUACCGCUGAACUGAUGUCAUUUCCCCACGCCACGCCGCCCUACCCCCCGAAAAAAAUAACGAUCAUCAUUAUUCAUGAAAAAAGAAACCAGGCAUUUUUGGCAAUAUGAUUGUUAUUGUGUUUCAUUUUAAUGAAUCAUUUACAGAAGUGUAAAUGAUAUUGUAGUGUAUACUACUAAUAUCGAUAGAUAUAAGUAGUAGGUAUCAUCAAUAGACAGUGAAAUACUUGAUGGCAGAUGGUUAAGAAGAAAACGAGAACAGAGAAUGAUUGAUAUGGAAAUGAAGUUUGAGACGAUUAAUUGACAUUUUACAAAUAAAGUAUUUAUUGUAUGGUUCUUAGAUUCUGUAAUUUUAUAUUCAAAUACAUUUGGUUGUUCCUAUUUGUGUUCUCGUUCAUUACAAUAGAAGUAUUUACAGUACGAAAUUGUUUUGAAUGUUAUACGUGAUUAUUCAAUGGUGAAACACACUAAAUAAAUAAUUAAUUUAACAUAUGUACUAUCUCUUUUUUACGAUAUACGACUAAAUAAAUCCGUUGGUGGAUACGGAAGAUUCUUACGUUAUUUAUUUAUUUAUUUUAACACUUAGAUAUUGGUACAAGGGGGCAUCAAAUAAAUAUGCGCCACAUAAAUCAUUCGAUUUGUGUGAGUACUGGGAUACUGCCCGGGUGCCCAAACCGAAGCAGGCAGUUUUCUUAGGGGACCACUCUCCGAGCCUUCGGCCUGAAGGUCUGAUCCACAAGGCAGUGGAGCAUCGUAAGGAGAUGCAGUUCCAUGGAAGCCGAUGACCAACAAUUAGUUCAUACACCAUUUGUUCCCUCGGGAUACUGGAGCCCGUGUGCACCAUUGGUUUAGAAUCCGGUUAAAGCACCGGACAUUCGCUUUUCAUCCUCUCAUUUUCGUAAACAACACCCGUGGUGCGAGAAGGCAGUGAGUAGGACUUCCCUGGCAGAGGUUGUAUAGGCAUGGCCGUGUGAGAGCAUUUCGAGAGGGAGGGCGGGCCCACCCCACUCUCGGCCGUUCCAGGGCAUUUGGGGCAUUGCAUAUUUUGUACGCUGCCAACUAAAAACAUGAAUAAAACUGCAUUUUCUGUGAACAAACAUUUGUAAAUUUUCCAUGCUAAUCAGUUGCGUGUGUGUGUCGUCAAAACGGCGUAUACAUAGUGAUUAUUGUACAUCAUGUAUUAACAUAAUGCCAUUAACCUAUUAAGAAUUUAAUAGUGCACUUUUUCACUACUUAGUGACUCACUAACUGCCUAAUAUGGCAGCUGGUUCAAACAUACUGAGUGUGGGACAACGUAUAUUAUUAUUCACAAACAUCUUAUGGGUACAUAAGUGUUGUGAAGAAACCAUUUCGUGUUUCUACAAAAAUGCAAUAAUACACAAGUUUCAAUAACGUUAGCAUUAUAUCUUAAAUGUCAAGUUGAUAAAAGGUUCCCGGAGGAGUAUCUGGACCGAGGUUACGAAUCGGUCGGGAUUUAUGAGCGAGUAGUUACUAAGUUCUGUACAAAAUUUCUGUAUAUGUACUUCGUCAGAGGUACUACAAAUGAUGAACGAUUUCUAGAAGAUUUACGCCUAGAUCACUUUGAAAUCAAGAUAAAAGAAUUACUCGAUAUCAUAUGACUUGUUUAACAAACCAGCCGAAGUGUGUGCAAUUAUUUGUGACGACGAUCAAACCUGAAAAGGUAACUAGUCGGAAUAGGGCCACUAGGAUGAGCGUAGUUGGGGCUUUGGGAAUCAGUGUAUAGGACUCAUGAAGAAAAUAGAUCGCAAAAUGUCUAGAUACCUUAGGUUAAUUACACUUCAGUUGAGGAAGUAGUCAUAUAAUGGAAUUUCCGCUAAAAAUAUUACCUGCUGACAUGCUUUGAAAAUAGAUUGUUGUAAAUGGUAUCCUACUCACAUAGUAAUGUAUAUAUGGUCCCUGUUUUGGGGUCGAAACACCGAAAAGCCUUAGUAUAUUUACUCCAAAAGAUUGGUCCAUCUGGAAAGCUUUAUUAAAUGUUGUGAUUAUAUAUUUGAUGAACUGCUUCAGGUGUAGGUUGAACAAUUACGUACACCUAGAAAGACCGCCACCUUAUCAAUGGAUGGUUGGAAAUUUAGUGUUUAGAAACAAGCUCCUGAGAACGAACGAAUAACUGGGUUGGACACCAAAUACAUAUUUGAAUGGGUUUUGUGGAGAGUUUUAGAAAUUUCACAGGUUGAAAUCAUGAGUCAGUUGAAGCUAGACCACCAUUAAAAACUGAAGACAAUGGUGUACGGUGGCGCAACUUCGUGGAUUGGUUGAAGUUAGAC
Molecule: messenger RNA, 4318 nt
Organism: Schistosoma haematobium
Lineage: Eukaryota; Metazoa; Platyhelminthes; Trematoda; Strigeidida; Schistosomatidae
Product: Arginyl-tRNA--protein transferase 1
Exons: 9
Coding region: 131-1873 (580 amino acids)
Biological process (GO): protein arginylation
Cellular component (GO): cytoplasm
Molecular function (GO): arginyl-tRNA--protein transferase activity
Source: RefSeq, a predicted model, not a curated record